GAUAUUAGUCUGAGAAUAGAUGUUUAGAAAAGGUAUUGUUCUUAUAAAUAUCAGAUGUACGUAUGUUCUUACCUCAUGUUCAAAAGUUGAAUAGCUAAAUUGUUUUCCUUGUACAAAAAUGUGAGAUUGUUCUUUAUUGGACUUUAAAUAUUGCCUGUUGCGUGAGGACACGCAAAAUUCAAGUGGGGUUGUAUGUGAUACCCACCGAAUGGGAAUCACACUUGUAUUAAAAUAGGGUCUUAGAUGUACUGCCCCAUGCUCAAACUUCUAAGCAGCCCCAACAACUAGUCAACAGGUCAGGAGCAGGUCACAUGACCAGUGUCAGGUGAUAUGGUGUGAGACAGUUACAAGUGGGUGACCAACUGUCAGAGGGAGCUGUGAGGUGAUGGUGCUGAAGGAAGGAGCUGCGCUGUCUGUGUGUCCUGGCAGUGUUGACAGGCUACUUUACCAUCCAGUGAAGCCUUGGACAGUAAAGUAAAGUUAUUAUUUGCUUCUCUCUAUAAAACCUCUGUGGGCCUCUGGUGACAGUGAGGGAAGGAGCAGUGCAGGGCCGGCGAAGCAGUCAUGUUCUGGUGAUGACAUUCUGGAGGAGCAGUCCACUCCAGAUUGCAAGCCGCGUGCGAAGCCCUCACAACAGCCCCAGCAUAGAGAGAGACUGAGAGAGGCGGUCCAUGAGGUGGCGUUGGACUCGCAUAUAAGGUGCAAGCGACAAAUUACAGCUGUAAGCAACUGGAGAGGUCCGUUUUCCUGUGUGAUGGGCAUAAGCCGUGACUCCCGCACACGGAUGGAUUGCUGAGGCUUCGCCUAUGCGGGAGGAGGAUGAGAGGACGUGACCGACACAACACUACUCUCCCAUUUCUGCUCUGCGCAGUGUUUGGUCGUGUGACUUGUUCCUAUCAGGCAGGAUCCAACAAUGGGAAUAAGCAAUGCUGCAGGAAACCUGUUCUGCAAGAUCAAGUUUUUGCUGUUAGUCGCUGUGUGCUUAAUACUGGUUAGCUGGGCCAGCUUUUACCUGAGGGACAGAACACACAGCUCCCCAAGAUACAAGUUUGCAGCUGAUUAUUUUUGGGGGCGUCAGUCAUGUGAUGAGAAGACUGAAGACAAAGCAAUCCCAGUUGUUGUGGAAGAUACCACCAAAAAGGAUUUAAAAAGUUGCCCGGCCCUGUCACCUUAUCUAAAAGGGGUUGUACCACUCACCUUUCCGCCCUCCCUAAGUUUGCUAGAAGUGAGCAAGAAGAACCGAAUGGUGGAGAAUGGGAAUUACCGCCCAGAGAACUGCAAGUCCCAGCAAAAAGUAGCCAUCCUAAUCCCGCACCGGAACCGGGAGAAACACCUCCUCUACCUGCUUUAUCACUUACAUCCGUUCCUCCAGAGACAGCAGCUGGAAUACGGCAUCUUUGUUAUUCACCAGGCUGGUGAUGCGAAAUUCAAUCGAGCCAAGUUACUCAAUGUUGGAUACUUGGAGGCGUUGAAAGAGGAGAAGUGGGACUGUUUUAUACUCCAUGAUGUGGACCUGGUACCGGAGAAUGAUUUUAACACGUACCUAUGUGACAGUGAACCCAAGCACCUGGUUGUAGGGCGUAAUGCCACCGGUUACAAGUUGUGGUAUAAAAACUACUUCGGAGGCGUGACGGCAAUGAGCCGGGACCAGUUUGCCAGAGUGAAUGGUUACUCGAACAGUUACUGGGGCUGGGGAGGAGAGGACGAUGAUCUGCGGUCGAGGGUGGGAUUCGAAAAGAUGGUGGUGGUCCGGCCACCCCCAGAAAUAGCCAGAUACACCAUGAUUUUUCAUACCAGAGAUACAGGCAACGAGGUGAACCGUGAGAGGAUGCAGUUGCUGAAGAAAGCCUCCAAAGUGUGGAAGACGGACGGGCUUAAUUCCUGCACCUACAAGCUGCUGUCUGUCCAACACGAGCCCUUAUACACCAACAUCACAGUUGAUAUAGGAAAGCCCCAUUACUAACGGGAGCUCCAGCCCAUACCAGACGCAACGGCUGGCAGACAUCAGCGCGGCAGAGCACGCCCGGUUUCUGCUGCUCAGGAUAAUACGGACAAUUCCUGGAAAGUCAUUUGCAGACUGUCUCUAAGGGGAGAGUCUGCUCUCAGCUGUCAGAUCAGCUGGAACACCGGCAUUUGCUGUAGUCACAGACCUUUCUAACUGGACGUCUGUUGGAAGAACUCCCAACAUUAAAUUGUACUUUUCUAGUACUCAUGGUACAUAAUUAAGUUCUUGAGGAUUAUACGAUUACAUUCCAGGUAUUUGUUAUAAUUAUGAGCCACUCACUCAUUUUAUCAUUUUAUAUGGAAAAUAAAAUAAGCUGUUUCAGCAUUUUGUAAUGGAAAUAA
Messenger RNA from Pseudophryne corroboree (corroboree frog), 2346 nucleotides. RefSeq names its product beta-1,4-galactosyltransferase 4-like. Bases 914 to 1963 code for a protein of 349 amino acids. Gene Ontology annotation, molecular function: galactosyltransferase activity. NCBI's taxonomy places the organism in Eukaryota, Metazoa, Chordata, Amphibia, Anura, Myobatrachidae. Gene Ontology annotation, biological process: carbohydrate metabolic process. The record is from RefSeq and is a predicted model, not a curated record. The transcript has 7 exons. Gene Ontology annotation, cellular component: Golgi apparatus.